CUUGUUUUUCUUUUCCAGCUUGCCAAGGCCCACCUGUUUUUUAUUUAUCCAAACUUUUUUUUUCUUUCUUACACUAUGCAGUACAACCCUUUGAAUUAUCAAGUUGCUCUUGAUAAUAAACAAUAUGUUCCAUCGUCAGCCAAUGAUCAGCCACAAGAUAUGCCCAAUUACUAUGCCUACACCGCCGCUAUGCCACCAUGCCCGAUCUCGGAUGCUGACGACGACGAAACCGUGGAAUCGGCCUCAAAGUUCAACGUGAAAAAAUCGAAAAGAAAACAAGUGAAAAACGCAUGCGUUAAUUGCCAGAAAGCUUGCAAGAAAUGCGAUGAAGGAAGACCGUGUCAACGUUGCAUCAAAUUAGGCAUUACAGCCACUUGUAUCAAUUCACCACGCAAGGAACGAAAGAAAGGUGUCAAGCGAGGCCCUUACAAGAAGCGUCAGCGACACCAACGCCAAGCAUCUGGCUCGGAUUCGCCUCAAUCCAUCGAAUCGUUAUCCAUGCAGGAUCAUGCCACGGUGGCUGCGGAGAAGGAAAUUCCACAGCAACAUUGGUUGUUCGAGGAACAGGCUUCAUAUGCGCCCGUCGAGACCCAUGGCUUGAUGAUGACACGAGACACGUUUGCAUCACCAUCGGUGGCUGAUGAACUGAGUCCUCACUAUGGUGAUUACACUCAUCCCUCGUCGGUGCUCAUGAUGACCCCACCGUCGCAAUCACCGUUGUCAUUCAGCGAUCAGUCGGACGUGUAUGCCUUUGGCGGUGUCUCGCCUACUUCAUCCUCUCCGUCUUCCGUGUUCUUUCCUUCCACCAUUCUUGAUAACCCUACGAUGCCUGUCAUGGAUACCAUCCCAUCCUCUGUGCCAUUGCAAAUGGGCUGGAUGCCUUCCGAACCCGUUUUCUCGGCCAACCACAGCUACACGCGCAUUCCUCCGGUCCCAACUUUCGAGUAUUCUCAACCUAUAUGGACCGACGAUUACGGCUUGCCCUACAAGCAAGAAAUGAUGCCCAUGGACGAAUCGGCCGCUUUUAUCCCCGUGUUGUCUCAGCCCAUUUAUCGUCAACCGUCUCCGCAACCGAUCUCGGCGCAUUUUGUCAAGCAACAACAGCAACCGGCAUUGAUGUCCACGAAAGAAUAUCCUUACCAAUUCAGCAAGCAACCAGUGUCAUCGGAUUUGCUAUCUCACAUUGAUGCCUGGCAAUCUGCUGCUCUUUAUCACAUCUAAGCAUUUCACUUUUCAACCACCCUUUCGACCCCACUCUUACAACAAAAAAGGAGGAACAUCAUCACAAAGCACACAUUUUUUUUUUUUUACGCACACUGACACACACACACAUUUUCAUGACAAAUCCACCCUUGUUUUCCCCACAUUUUUCAUUCAAAUCAUUCUUACUCUUCCCCUAACUUGUCCUCUUUAUUUGCAUUAUUUUAUGAACCAUUGCGUCUAUCUAUUGAUUAUUUAUCCUUCUUCUCCACCAUGCUAGUCAUCUCAUCUUAUGCCUCUUUUGUUAUUUUUUUCUCUUGUACAUACGCGUGACGUACAGUUCCCUCCCCUCCAUAGAUCUAGAUAUGUAAAUCCCCAUUUAUCUGUAUAAUGCGUGUCAUGGUAUUCUCAUUUCAUACAAAAUUUCCCAAUUCAUUAAAGAAAAAACUGAUCAAUUGUCUUUCAUUUCUAUCCUAAUUGUAACAAUCUAUAUUAAAUUAU
Radiomyces spectabilis is the source of this 1701-nucleotide messenger RNA. RefSeq lists its product as uncharacterized. Lineage: Eukaryota; Fungi; Mucoromycota; Mucoromycetes; Mucorales; Radiomycetaceae. The transcript has 3 exons. Gene Ontology annotation, molecular function: zinc ion binding; DNA-binding transcription factor activity, RNA polymerase II-specific. The record is from RefSeq and is a predicted model, not a curated record. Gene Ontology annotation, biological process: regulation of DNA-templated transcription. The coding region runs from base 76 to 1221 and encodes 381 amino acids.